AUGGCAGAGGUAGCCCCAGCCGCCGCCCGGGCUAAGGCAGCUAAACGCAGGGCCCCCAGACCUAAGAAGGACGGCCCCACCCUCGGUGAGCUCGUCGUGAAAGCCGUGGCCGCAUCCAGGGAGCGGAGCGGCGUGUCAUCAGCCGCCCUCAAGAAGUCUCUGACCGCCAUAGGUUAUGAUGUGGAUAAGAACAAAGCCCGCGUCAGGACUGUCAUCAGGGGCCUGGUAGCUAAGGGGACUCUGGUCCAGAUCAGGGGCACCGGAGCGUGCGGCUCCUACAAGAUAAACAAGAACGCUGAAACCAAUGCCAAGAUACCUGCUAAGAUGGCCGCUCCUGUAGCAGCCAAGAAGCUAGCAGCUAAAACGUCCCCCAAGAAGGUCAACAAACCUGAAGCUGCCAAGAAAGCAGCCAAGAGCCCCAAGAAGGUAGCAGCCAAGAAGUGA
Molecule: messenger RNA, 444 nt
Organism: Seriola dumerili (greater amberjack)
Lineage: Eukaryota; Metazoa; Chordata; Actinopteri; Carangiformes; Carangidae
Product: histone H1-like
Exons: 1
Coding region: 1-444 (147 amino acids)
Biological process (GO): nucleosome assembly
Cellular component (GO): nucleosome
Molecular function (GO): DNA binding; structural constituent of chromatin
Source: RefSeq, a predicted model, not a curated record